Molecule: messenger RNA, 2694 nt
Organism: Cariama cristata (Red-legged seriema)
Lineage: Eukaryota; Metazoa; Chordata; Aves; Cariamiformes; Cariamidae
Gene: E2F7
Product: E2F transcription factor 7
Exons: 11
Coding region: 19-2694 (891 amino acids)
Biological process (GO): regulation of transcription by RNA polymerase II
Cellular component (GO): RNA polymerase II transcription regulator complex
Molecular function (GO): DNA-binding transcription factor activity, RNA polymerase II-specific; RNA polymerase II cis-regulatory region sequence-specific DNA binding
Source: RefSeq, a predicted model, not a curated record
AUAUUUGAUCGAUCCAGGAUGGCCCCAAAGACUCCCAUUAAGAAUGAACCAGUUGACUUAUCAAAGCAAAAAGGCUGCACCCCAGAAAGAAACCCAAUUACACCUGUUAAGCUUGUUGACAGACCUCAGCCUGAUCCCUGGACCCCCACUGCUAACCUGAAGAUGCUCGUUAGUGCUGCUAGCCCUGACAUGAGGGACAGGGAAAAGAAGAAAGAACUCUUCAGACCCAUAGAAAACAGUGAGCAGAGUGACACACCCGAUUCAUUACAGUAUGAUAUGGUAGACGACAGCACGGUUGAUGAAUUUGAAAAGCAGAGGCCCAGCAGAAAACAGAAAAGCUUAGGACUCUUGUGCCAAAAGUUUCUAGCUCGCUAUCCAAGUUACCCGUUGUCAACAGAAAAAACUACUAUUUCUUUGGAUGAAGUGGCUUCAGUUCUUGGAGUUGAGCGGAGACGAAUUUACGAUAUAGUGAAUGUCCUGGAGUCAUUGCACUUGGUUAGCCGUGUGGCCAAGAACCAGUACUGUUGGCAUGGCCGGCAUGACCUCAGUCAAACUCUGAAAACGCUUCAGGAAGCAGGAGAGCUGCAGUAUGGAGAGCUAAUGACCUUCUUCCAGCACAAGGAGCAGGACUUGGAGUACAAAUUUGGAGAACGGAAAAAGGAAACUAUUCCAGAUUCUCAAGACAGACCAUUACUGGACUUUUCAGAACAAGAUUGCACCUCUGCAUCUGCAAACAGCAGAAAGGACAAGUCGUUGCGGAUUAUGAGCCAAAAGUUUGUCAUGCUGUUCCUUGUCUCCAAGACCAAGACAGUCACUCUGGACAUCGCAGCAAAGAUACUGAUAGAAGAGACCCAGGAUACGGUGGACCACAGCAAAUUUAAAACAAAGGUACGAAGACUGUAUGAUAUCGCCAAUGUUCUCACCAGCCUAGGCUUGAUCAAGAAAGUUCAUGUCACAGAGGAACGAGGACGCAAACCAGCCUUCAAAUGGAUUGGGCCUGUGGAAUUCCCUGGAAAGACCGGUGAGCUGAGAGAGCGUAGCCCAACAUCUGAUCCUGUGCCAGGGACACAGAGAGGAGCCUGUGCCCCAUAUCAAAUCUGUGCUACUGGAAAGCAAAGGUUUACACGUCACGCUUCAUUUAACGGCGCACAGCCUUGUGAAGGGACCAGAAGGAAGGUCAGUUCUGAGCCCAACAGCCCACGCCAAGAGAGGCAAGCCUGUAUUGUGAAUUCAGAUGAAUAUUGCUCCAAAAUGAUAAAUCUGGCAGCCGUCUGCAGGCAGAAAAUAGAGGAAGAUACUAGGAAUAAAACUUGUGCCACAGAAAAGAUACUAAAUUCAGCAAGGAACCCAAGCAUAACCUCACCGCCCUCCCUUCUUCCAGUUCCUGGGGACUCUGAUUUUUGUGUUAACCCUUUGCCUCAGGCAGUUUUCCCUGUGGUUCAGACAGAUGUGCCAAGCCUGUCAUUGCCAAAUGGUAUCAGCAGCCAAGCUCCACAUCCUUCCAUGCUAGCAGCCUCCAAAGCAGAAAAUGGAAAACCCAGCCUGCUCCCCAACCAACCCUUCCUGUGCUUCCCAUCUUCACCCCUUCUUAUGUUGUGCAGUGGUCUUCAGGAAAAUAACUUGAGGGAGACCCUGUCCACCACAGGAGAUGGAGGAAACAGGAGUGCAGAAGCUCAGGCUGCCAUACCUCCAGCUGUCUGCCAGAAACGCAGCUCCCACAAGUGUGCAUCGCCCUCUGCACCUGCAGAUGAUGAAGAGCCAGCUGCUAAAAAGCAGACCAUGGAACAGAGUGAUCUGCCCCUCUCACUUGUAGUACCCAAGAAGCCUUUUGAGUCACCCAAGGCAGAAUGUACUCCAGGAAAUGGCUGUACAUCUGCUGUACAUCUAGAAGAUUAUCAUCUUGACCUCGCAAGUCCGGCUGCUCCAGAGGCUGCAAACAAGGAGUCUACUAAGCCUUUAGAUUCUCAGGAGCAAGAAAAACGGUUUCAGAAUAAAGACCCUGAUGAACCCUCUCCAGGAAAAGAGCACAUCUCUAAAGAAAAUGCCAAUCAACCAUUCCUACCACAGUAUCUUUAUGUUCAGCCUACUGCUGGAUUAAGCAGUUUUAAUUUCCUGUUCUCUGCAAACCAAGCCCCUGGUGCCAUCAGCCUGGCUGCAAACCAGUUACCUUCUCUGAGCGUCCCCUGUGUCGUGGUGCCAUCAGCAGCCUUGGCUUCCUUCCCUGUCGUCUGUUCUCCCACAAUCACCAGUCCUCUUUCCCCAGUUCCCGAUGGCUCCUUCUCAACUGCCGCUUCCAUGAAUUUCAGUAUGUCCAGCCUGGCGUCAACAACGCCUGUUUUCAUAGGCACCACGGCAGUGGUCAGCCCCAAAGUCUCACCCACACCUUUGGUGGAUCCCCAGCAACCAGCUCACACCUCUCUGCACCUGAGUCCCGUGCUUGCAAGAUCUUGUGCUGCUGUUAAACUGGACUCCCCUGUGUGUAUGGGGCAUCCAGUGACCCUUCUGAAGCUGCAGCAGCCUUCGUCAACUCCCCUCACUCCCAAGAGCAUUCGUCCUGCAUGUCAUGAGGCGUUUUUCAAAACUCCCGGAAGCCUUGGAGACCCUGUUGCAUGGAAGAAAAAUGAAGGCAACCAGACCAGAAAUGCCAGCUCUGUGCAGAGGAGACUGGAAAUCUCUAGUACCAGCCCUGACUAA